Messenger RNA from Caenorhabditis sp. 36 PRJEB53466, 1037 nucleotides. Lineage: Eukaryota; Metazoa; Nematoda; Chromadorea; Rhabditida; Rhabditidae. The record is from the annotation of a GenBank genome assembly.
AUGACCGGUCCGUCGCAGUUGGAAGCGGUGCUGUCACUGCCGCAAGUACGCGUCAAAGACAUCAAGGCGACGUGCGACAAACUGCAAAAGUUCGUGGCGGGCGGCGCCGAUCAGCUGAUGGUCAUCUCCGACUUUGACUUCACGCUCUCCCGCUUCGCCGACAAGUCCGGCUCCCGCUGCUCCUCGUGCUAUUGCGUUUUCGACAACGCCGUCGGCACGAACAACCCCGAGUGGUGCCGCAAAUUCGUCGGACUCUACCACAAAUACGGUCCCGUCGAGCACGAUCAUUCGCUGUCGAUUGAGGAGAAAGUGCCGUUCAUGGAGGCGUGGUGGCAGCAAUCACACGAGCUCAUCAUUAAGGGCGGCUUCAAUCGGCAGGCCAUCGAUGAUUACGUCGCACAUUGCAAUAUUCAGUUGAGGUACGCACGCUUGGGACCUUUCUUCACAUUUUUCAUGAACAUUUAUCAUUCAGAGACAACGCGGACAUAAUGAUGAAGAAGAUGUCACUGCACGCGGUGCCGUUCAUCAUCUUCUCGGCGGGCAUCGGCACGAUCAUCGAGAUGUACCUGAAGCACAAGUUCGGCCGCGUCGAGCCGAACACGCACAUCGUCUCGAACAUGAUGGGCUUCGACGAGAACGGCUUCGUCAACGCGUUCUCAGAGCCGCUCAUCCACGUCUUCUGCAAGAACUCGUCGGUUCUGCCCGCCGAUUUGACGUUCUCCGAGCAGAUUCACGGCCGCAAAAAUGUGAUUCUGAUGGGCGACAGUGUCGGCGACGCAUUCAUGGACGUCGGCGUCGAGGAGGAGCAGCUCUCGCUCAAAAUCGGAUUCGUAAAUCAUGAUGUAAGUGCGCACUGUUGAUAAAUCAUGGGAAAAUUCUGGGAUUUUUGCUGAAAACUUCACAAUUUACUAUUCUUUUUGCAGGUAGACAAGCUCGUCGACAAGUACCUAAACUACUUUGACAUCGUGCUCGUCGACGACCAAUCGAUGGACGUUCCCAACCGAAUUCUGGAGGCGAUCUACGCUAAAUCCUACUGA